Molecule: messenger RNA, 1843 nt
Organism: Hylaeus anthracinus
Lineage: Eukaryota; Metazoa; Arthropoda; Insecta; Hymenoptera; Colletidae
Product: solute carrier family 35 member E2A-like
Exons: 5
Coding region: 363-1463 (366 amino acids)
Cellular component (GO): Golgi apparatus
Molecular function (GO): antiporter activity
Source: RefSeq, a predicted model, not a curated record
CAUGCGUGGGCAUUCUCAUAAAAAAGCAACCGAACCAACCACAUACAACCACACAUGCGUAUACAUUGGUCCAUUAAAAUGCGAUAACAGUAAAAUUACUAUGAUUAAUCAAACAGAAAUCCACAUACCAGUAUUAUCAGCAAAUUAUUACAAGACUACUUAUACCACUCGAUGCAUUAAUACUAAAAUUCUAAACGUGACUCCAAAAACAUCUGAGCACAUAACCUAAUUAACUUUUGGGGAAACAUACGACUAUCAACAUUGCGCUAACCGAACAUAAUGAAGAUGUGAUCUCACCGACAAGGUAACAUUUGUCAAAUCUACGUAAUGUCAUAAUAUUUUAUAUCUAAAAGGACAGUGUAAUGGAAAAUCAUUCAGUUCGUAUAAAUUAUGCUCUAACACCUCGCGACACAGAACAACCGUUAAUACAUGAUAGCCAAACUAAACAAUACACAGACAACAGUAAAAAGCGCGAGGAAGUAAUUGUAUUAACGAGCGAAGCAAAAGGUGGGUUGUUUAAUCCCAGAGCAUUGCUAUUUUUAACAUUAUGGUACUUCUUCAGUGGGUGUACUCUGUUCUUGAACAAGUACAUUCUGUCUUACAUGGAAGGAGAUCCUACUGUUUUAGGCGCCUGUCAAAUGUUAAUGACAGCUGUCUGCGGAUUUAUACAAAUGUAUUUUCCAUGUGGAAUGUACAAAGCAAGUCCUAGAUUGAUGAGACCAUCAGGAUUUUAUAAGCACAUGAUACUGGUAGGAUGUACAAGAUUUACAACGGUAGUACUAGGAUUAGUAUCGCUCAAUUAUGUAGCGGUGAGUUUCACAGAAACUAUUAAAAGUAGCGCACCACUCUUUACCGUCCUCAUUAGCAGAUAUUUAUUAGGAGAACAUACAGGGUUAUAUGUAAAUUUAUCUUUGAUUCCUGUAAUGGGUGGUCUAGCUCUAUGUUCAGUGAAUGAAAUCAGUUUUGAUCUCAGAGGGUUUGUUGCUGCUAUGGCCACAAAUGUAACGGAAUGUUUACAAAACGUUUAUUCUAAAAUGUUAAUCAGUGGUGAUAAUUUUAAAUAUACGCCAGCGGAGUUACAAUUUUAUACCAGUUUAGCUUCAAUUGUGGUACAAAUACCAGUGUCAAUUUUAUUAGUAGAUUUACCAACACUUGAGCAUUCCUUCAGUUUUAAAUUAUUCAUGGCAUUCCUCCUUAAUGGAGUCUUCUUCCAUUUUCAAAGUAUCACUGCAUAUGUACUUAUGGAUUAUAUCAGUCCAGUAACACACAGUGUUGCUAAUACAGCCAAGAGAGCAUUUUUAAUUUGGCUCUCUGUUUUGUUAUUUAACAAUCCGGUAACUGGUUUAUCGGCUUUGGGAACAUCCUUGGUAAUAGCGGGAGUAUUAUUAUAUAAUCGCGCACAAGAAUAUGAUAGGUUAAACAAAGCGAAAUUACGAUAUAAUUCGAAAGUUAAUUUACAGUAAUAUAAUUCUAAAAUUAAUAAGAAUUUAUAUUCAAUAAAAAUAGGUGUUUGCAUCAAGCACAUUGUCAUUAAACUUAAAACAAAUUUAGUAAUAAUUUUUAUAAUGAUAUAUUUUAUUCAUUAUGGUGACGAAAUGUUUGCAGUCUCAAUUAAAGUACGAAAGUGAAAAAUGUAUCUUGCAUUCUAGAUGCAUUUUAUAAUAUAGCUUUAAUUGAAGACAUGACGGUACAAAUGAACAUGAUCAUAACAAGUUGUAUUAAACAUUAAAUAUAACAUGGGAAAAAAAUAAAGGUAAUGUAAGUAAUUUUUGAGCAGUGCAACUCACAUAUGUACAAAUUUAUUUAUGUAUAAUCUAUAACUGACUUUUGUUUAUAUAUAUAU